Gongylonema pulchrum is the source of this 825-nucleotide messenger RNA. The record is from the annotation of a GenBank genome assembly. NCBI's taxonomy places the organism in Eukaryota, Metazoa, Nematoda, Chromadorea, Rhabditida, Gongylonematidae.
AUGAGAAACCUCACCGAAGUUUGCAUAUCACUGAGCAAAAAUGAUACAUUUGCAGAUGAGCGAAUGUCGCUGGUUGCACUGGACGAGGAAGCGGCAACGGCUCAUGCGUCCGGAUAUAAUCGUAUGCCUCCCGAAUGGGUCAAUUAUCUGGAUGAAGCACAAUACGAACUUACAAGAAUCCGUUCUCGAUUGAAACAGAUCCGGGAGAUGCAGCAAAAUUUCAUGUCGAAGCCGAGUUUUGUUGAGGAUUUGGAUGCGCAGAAAGCGAUGGAUACAAGUACUAGUGAGUACACACAGCAGUGGCACUUACGUGCCAAUGUGCUUUCAACGUUGCGGUUGAUACUUAGCAAUUUGGCCGGGGAUUUUCGAACGAGUCAAGCGAAAUUCCUGAAACAGAUUGAGGCACGCAAAGAAACCGUCAACUCGUAUCUGCUUGCUUCGAGUGAUUGGGUGAACACCGAAGUGCUCGACGACGCACCGGUGGAUGAAUCAAGUGAUGGUCUCACAAUGGAACAAAUACAGCUGCUACUGCAAAAUGCAGAUAUGGUGAAGGAACGUGAACGAGACGUGAUGAGCGUGAGCAAAUCGAUUGUUGAGCUAAAUUCGUUGUUCAAGGACCUCGCUUCAAUGGUUGUCGAUCAGGGUACAGUACUGGAUCGAAUUGAUUAUAACGUGGAACAGGCAACACUCAGGGUUAAAUCGGCUUUGACAAGCGUGCAACGUGCUGAGAAAUAUCAGCGAGGCGACAGAAAAAUGUAUUGUAUUGUUAUUUUAUCCAUAUCAAUUAUAGUUCUACUUAUUCUUUUGAUCAUCGUUAAAACAUGA